AAAACCAAAGAAGAAGACGGGUUGUUUUUGGUUCAAAUCCACAAGCGGGACAACAAAGCUCUGUAAAAGUGAAUAAAGAUGGAGUUUCAUGGCAGUCUUUUAAUCGCCCGUGCAGAUGAGAUGUGUGCAGAAGACGGACACACACAUAGGAUGACUCUCCACUGUCUGCAGUGCAACACCGUGCUGGGGGACUCCCUCAGUGUGUGUGGGGAGUGUGUGGACUCGAUCGUGUGUUUGAGAGUGACCGAUGACGUGGUGGUCAGUGAUGCCAUGAAGUCAGGACAUAAAGGGAAAAUGGCGAGGUGCAUCUCCAGCUCUCUGAAAUGCCGAGGCUGCGGCUCCGCUGUGGGUUCAGUGAUCCACUCCGCUCCCCCCUCUCUCGCUGCUGUUCGCUCCAUGUUCCUGCUCCAAAAAAAGAACAUCAGCUGUUACAUCCUGAAUCGCCGCUCGAUGGUGAAAGCCUCCACUCUUACAUUCGACAUGAAGCCCCUCAGAGAGAGCAUGAAUGAGACGCAGCAGCUGUUUGAAGCGCAGUUGGAUCAGAUCUCAAACAUUAAGAGCAGACUGGCCGACAGGAGUGUUUCUGUCAGCUAGAGGUCGCAGGCUGGGGUUCAUGUUUGCUUUUCAAUCUGUUCUCCGAUAUCUUCCCCUCAGCCUUGCUCACUCAUUUAAUGAAUCUCUGCAGAUCAUAGAUUGUGUAUGCUGCAGAUGCAUUGUGGGUAUUGUAGUUCAACAAUCACACAUUCCUUCUGUCUGAUAUUUUAAUCUCUUUUAAUCUGUUUGGGACUGCACAUACAAUACAUAUAUGCAUUUGCAUCGAAGAUUUCAUUAAUUGUAUAUCAUCCUAGAUUGUGUACAUGCUUUUUCCUAUUUCACAAAUGUUCACUUUCUUUCAAAUCUACUUGUUCCGAUGUGUGCUAUAGAUAGCAUCUGUCUUAUGUUUGUCUGUAUCUUUGUUGUAUGUUCUGUUCUGUAAAUAAAGGUAAUAAAAACACCA
Messenger RNA from Trematomus bernacchii (emerald rockcod), 997 nucleotides. RefSeq names its product opa interacting protein 5 (gene oip5). The transcript has 5 exons. Gene Ontology annotation, biological process: chromosome segregation; CENP-A containing chromatin assembly. The record is from RefSeq and is a predicted model, not a curated record. Gene Ontology annotation, cellular component: chromosome, centromeric region; chromatin; nucleus. Lineage: Eukaryota; Metazoa; Chordata; Actinopteri; Perciformes; Nototheniidae. The coding region runs from base 79 to 594 and encodes 171 amino acids.